This is a messenger RNA of Xenia sp. Carnegie-2017, 3272 nucleotides long. RefSeq names its product ferrochelatase, mitochondrial-like. The coding region runs from base 51 to 1361 and encodes 436 amino acids. Gene Ontology annotation, molecular function: protoporphyrin ferrochelatase activity. NCBI's taxonomy places the organism in Eukaryota, Metazoa, Cnidaria, Anthozoa, Malacalcyonacea, Xeniidae. The record is from RefSeq and is a predicted model, not a curated record. Gene Ontology annotation, biological process: heme biosynthetic process. The transcript has 15 exons.
GGAACAUGAUAUGACCCGGGGUAUUUCCGGUUUGUGAACGUUAUCCUCAAAUGUCUAUAAUCUAUAUUUUUUUUGUUUCUGACAGAAUUGAGGAUAAUUUGAGUAUGCUGCCAAGAUUUUUACUUACCAAAUUAAGAAUAAGUAUUGUAAGAGUGUCACAACAUAAUUGUAAUGGACCUCUAUCAAGUUAUACCGCUCCACAGAAAGCAAGAAAUUUGGUAUGGACGCGAAAAAUUCAUUCAUCGUGUAAAUUGAACGAAAAUAUGAAAAAUGAAAGAGAAAAAGCAAAGACAGGGAUAAUGUUGGUUAAUAUGGGUGGUCCAAGUACUUUGGAUGAGGUUCAUGAUUUCUUGUUUCGCUUAUUCUCUGAUAAAGAUCUCAUACCACUACCAGCUCAGAGUCGAUUAGCCCCAUGGAUUGCAAAACGAAGAACACCUAAGAUUAUAGAACAAUAUGAUAAAAUUGGAGGUGGUUCACCCAUCAGGAAAUGGACUGAAAAACAAGGAGAAGGAAUGGUUAAAAUCCUUGAUGACAUAAGUCCUCAAACUGCUCCUCAUAAAUGUUACAUUGGAUUUCGAUAUGCUCAUCCUUUAACAGAAGAUACUUUAGAGGAUAUUGAAAGAGAUGAAAUUGAGAGAGUUGUUGCAUUUACACAAUAUCCGCAGUAUUCUUGCUCAACCACUGGUAGCAGUUUGAAUGCAAUUUAUCGUUUCUAUAAGAAAAGAAAUCUUAAUUCAAAUGUAAAAUGGAGUGUAAUUGAUAGAUGGCCUACUCAUCAUGGACUUGUUGAGGCAUUUGCUACAAACAUUCAAGAUGAAUUGACAAAAUUUCCAGAAUCCGUUAGAGAAAGGGUUGUAAUAUUAUUUUCAGCUCAUUCACUACCAAUGUCCGUUGUCAAUCGUGGUGAUCCAUAUCCUGCUGAGGUUGCUUCAACAGUCCAUGCAGUCAUGAAUAAAUUACAAUUUAGCAAUCCAUACAGACUUGUUUGGCAAUCAAAGGUUGGACCACUUCCGUGGCUUGGUCCACAGACUGAAGAUUCUAUAGAAGGAUUGAGCAAAAAUGGUGAAAAAUAUUUGUUACUUGUUCCCAUAGCGUUUACAUCCGAUCAUAUUGAAACACUUUAUGAACUUGACAUUGAAUACAUGGAGGAGACUGCAAAGAAGGCUGGUGUUGAAAUUAUACGUCGCUCCUCCAGUUUAAAUGAUAAUCCAGUUUUUAUUAAGGCUAUGGCUGAUAUAGUGAAGUCACAUUUGGAAUCAAAUACAGUUUGUUCAACACAGCUGCCGUUGAGAUGUCCAAUGUGCGUUAAUGUAACUUGCGGCGAAACAAAGACCUUUUUCAAGAACCAGAAUAUUAAUUAAUGAAUUUUAGCAGUGAUAUUAUGCUUAAAGGUAUUAUGAAUAUCUUUAUGAGCAUGUUCGAAUUUAAAAAAACAAUCUCCAAUGAUUUUGGAAACGAAAAUGUUCAGAUGAUUUAGUUUUCACUAAUAAAUUCCUACCAUAACUCUCUUGGCUGAGCUACAGGCCAGACAUUGCUUGACCUCAGCUUCUGACCAAUGACCAUGGAGCUGGAGCACAUCAUACCUUUCGAUUAUGCCAAAAGAUGCGAUCUCCCCAUAGCUAGUGUAAGGUCGGUGAGGAAAAUUCAGUUCAUUGUCGGAGAUAUUUUCAUCUUCAAAACCACCCGUUCUUCAUCUGUCAUUUUAAUAUUUUAAUGUUUUCUAAUGAACGGAAAAGAUAAUAGUUAACACGUGUGUUGUAAAUGCGUAAUUUAACAUAACAAAGCAACGUCUUUUUGAUGCUAAUUUCGUUUGAUUGAUUUGACAUGCGUGAAGUGGAGAUGCAGAUGCUUCGCCAUUAUUUCAAUAAUAUUUGAAGCCUUAACGUUCGUUUUUAGCUUUCAUUAUCGCAGGGACGCCGACAGAGUGUAAUAUUCACUUUUGAGCUUGUUCAAUUCUUGUUAAUCGCGUUGAAGGUUAAGAAACUCCAAGUAGCUUAACUGUGAAGCAUCGAAAACUUUCUUUUUCUGCUCAGUAAGGAGAUCGUAACCUACGAGUCAUGUCGUUUGAGAUGAUAAUGAAGGAAAAAGAAGACGCGAAGGCAGAAUCUAUGAAGCUGAAAUACAGCUUAAGCUGUUGCAUUUACAAAUUUUUAAAUUUCAAGGAAUCGAAGAUAUUAAAACCGCUGUGUGGUAUAUUUAUUUUCUCGUUUGGUGUUGUACUUCUUGUCGGCCAUUAUGCCAUUAAAAACACGACCUCAUCAACUGGGAACAUUACACCUGCAAUUCCUGACUUGGUUGCAUCCGCUGUGAUAAUGGCGAAUGGAAUCCUCUUUACUUCAGUCUAUGUGAAAAAACAUUUAUUCACAAUCAUCUUUAGCAUGCUAUUAUCUUCUGUCGCUGCUCUUCUCUCGCCAGUGGGAGUCGCACAUUACGGUUUGACACUUACAAACUUCAUAUUUUCAUUAAACAAAUGCUCGUAUGAUAGUGACAAACAGCGUUGCGCAUGCUCCGUGACUACGUCAUACAGCAGUUUAAAGUAUGAAUUUGAUGAUACUACCAGCUGUGAAUCCAUCACGAAACACCUGGGCGAAAUUGCUGUUGGAAUGUCUUCAGUGUACCUUUUCACAUGCUUAUGUUCUUUUUUCGCCUCAGUCCAUUUAUCAUUGCUGGCUCAUAAUAUGGUCACGAAGACCAACCGUGUGAAACGUAUGAAAAGACGACAGCAAAGGAUGCAAGAAAAAAUAGAAACGAACGAAGAAAUAUCACUACGAAAUAUUGAAGAUGGUUUUCUCUCCAAGAAGAUAAAAGAUAACGCAUCAGUACCUGAGCUACAAGACGCUACAACACAAACCAAGUCACGUGAUAAUGGUGACGUUUGUCCUCCUCAAUGUCACAAUUUGGCGGAAGUAAAAAUACCCAAUAGGAAAAAAGAUUAUGUUGACAUGAGCAAAAGCCAAGAUCCUCCUCCACCUUACUGGGAAACAUUGUACUCACGUGAUCAUCACGACUUUGUCUAAAUCCAACGUGACGUAUUUCCUUAGUUAUUUUUCAAGAAUGGAGAGCCCAGAUUUAUGUUACGACGUCAUCUGGAGAACCGAGAUUUCGUUUUCUGCUUUCCAAGUCCGUUUUUAGUGGGUGUCAAGUCUAAACUGUUUCACAUUGCAAUUGUUUUGAUGUCAAUGCGUGUAUUUUAUGGAUUUUUUUAAGGGUUGUGCACUAUGAUCAAUUAUGGAUUUUUUGCAUCUCAAUAAAGUCUCCGUGAAAUUGCUGUA